This is a messenger RNA of Echinostoma caproni, 1443 nucleotides long. The record is from the annotation of a GenBank genome assembly. Lineage: Eukaryota; Metazoa; Platyhelminthes; Trematoda; Plagiorchiida; Echinostomatidae.
AUGGGUCAGCCUGUUACUCUCACAUCUACCAAUGUGCCACGCAAAUUGUCGCCCAUUGGCCCGGUAAUCCACUCGGCUCCCGAGACAACCAAUUUGACUCCAAUCAAACCUCCAUCCCCAUUGAAAACCCAGCUGAUUAUGCAAUCUCUGUGCAACGAGAGCUUUCCUCCCACAGCAGUAGAAAAUCCUUACCGAUACAAUUCCACUCCGUCCACACUGCAACGAAGCACAGCGGACAGCAUGGAAACAAGCGACGUGCUGAAUGAUGGAUCCGGUAAGGGUUCCCGCUCAGAAUUCGCAAAUCAUCAGACACGAUUGACAAAGAUGGGAACGCAACGCCGCCGAUCAGUUGAUCUGAUAGAGCAGAUGGUACCAACUCGACUUGAGGAAGCCUAUGCAUUGAAAUGUCAACCACCGGUCCGCUCCGAGUCUCAAACUCCCAGUGUACCUCGGACCGCAUUUGCCGAAAGACUACUAAUCGCAAGAAAGGCGGUUGACGAGGGAAAAUUAGGCUCUUUUCGCUCCUCCGAACCUGAUGAUACCAUUCACUUAAACUUUGCACGUCGAUUGCGUGAGGAAUUAGAAAGUGAGGUUCCCAUAUCGUACCCCAUGAAUGAGGGACAUAAAACGCGUGGUGCAAAUAUCUGUAUGUCACAGAAGACUGGGACACGUGGAGUGGAAGUUUACAGUGACCUGUUAGACAAGUCCGAGAUGACAACACGAACACAGCUCAGUCAAACCGGCCAGACAUUUGUCUCCCGACAAAGAGCCGUUUCCACUGAUCCGCAUUGUUACCUCUCUAGAUCAAUGCCUGUGCAGGUUGUAAAGCCUGCACUGCGACAGGCUGUGGCUUUGGACUCUAGUGGUCAUGACACCGGAUCCCCUUCCGAUAGCACUGCAUCUAUGAAAUCUGAUGAAAGACCGAGUUUGUUUGAUCCUGAUCGACGUGCAAAACGACUUAGUGCCGAUUCUGCUUCAGCACAGGAUGAGCGAGUGACGGAACCGAAACCAAAAAGUGCCCUGGUUUCCGAGCACAAACGAACACAACGACAACAGAAGUAUGACAAAUCAGGAGGACCCCAAAGAACUGUGGUGUGGAUGGACGAGAUCUGCGGAGACUCUUCGCCCAAUUUAAGCGAUGGAAAACGUGAUUCAGCCAACGAAACUCAAGAAUCCAGUUCAGUUAGAUCAAACACACAAACUUACCUCUAUCCGGAACAAGAUAUACCCGGUCGGUUAGAGCUAAAUGAAGCAGUUUUACGGAAAGACGGUCUAUCCAGCCUUGGUAUUGGUUGCACUCAAGACGAGCGUUCCAUGAUGUGCAUGGAUGUACAGAUACGACCGACGAAUUAUGCCACGGACCCCGCGAAGCAGCACAAGUACCGACGGUCCCUUCCAGACCCAAGACUAAUGUCGAAACAGUGGCCAACCGAUGGCGAAUAG